Molecule: messenger RNA, 6384 nt
Organism: Orcinus orca (killer whale)
Lineage: Eukaryota; Metazoa; Chordata; Mammalia; Artiodactyla; Delphinidae
Gene: KCNAB2
Product: potassium voltage-gated channel subfamily A regulatory beta subunit 2
Exons: 17
Coding region: 2314-3561 (415 amino acids)
Biological process (GO): transmembrane transport; potassium ion transport; regulation of action potential
Cellular component (GO): cytoplasm; membrane; voltage-gated potassium channel complex
Molecular function (GO): transmembrane transporter binding; voltage-gated potassium channel activity; potassium channel regulator activity
Source: RefSeq, a predicted model, not a curated record
UACUCGGUAUGGGAGCCCCAAAAGACAGCUCCAGUUUUACAGGGGACACGGGUUCAAGCCCUGGUCCAGGAAGAUCCCACAUGCCGUGGAGCGAUGAAGCCUGUGCGCCAUAACUACUGAACCUGUGCUCUAGAGCCCACGAGCCACAACUACUGAGCCCACGUGCCACAACUACUGAAGCCCGCACGCCUAGAGCCCAUGCUGUGCGACAAGAGAAGCCACGACAAUGAGAAGCCCGCACACCGCAACGAAGAGUAGCCCCCGCUCUCCGAAACUAGAGAGAGCCUGCACGCAACAACGGAGACCCAAUACAGCCAAAAAUAAAAUAAAUUUAAAAAAAAAAUAGUGGGUCAUGGGAGAGUCCAGAGAGUUGGUGGCGUUCCGAGGAGGGAGGGGUCACAGCCAGCUGAGAGUCAGGGAAGGCUUCAUAGAGCUUUUGGGCUGGACCUUGAAGACUGGACAGAAUUCAACAGAACCAGGAAGAACAUUCCAGUAGAUGCGACAGCCUGAGCACAGCUCAGAGAGGCGCCCUGAGGACAGGAAGUAGCGGUCACACCAUCUGGGCCAUCAGGGACAGGACAGGAUGGAGAGUAAACAGAGGCCAGACUGUAGAGGCAGCUGGGAGUCUGAGGAGAGAGGGCCAGGAAUGCCAAGCAGAGGAGCCUGGACUGCAUUCAGUGGGCACUGGGGAGCCAUCGAAGGUGUUAGAGCAGGGCAGGGGGCAGGGCUCUGCUGCAGGAAGGAAGCCGGGUAGCAGGAAGUGAGACGGGGGAUGGAGAGGCUGGACGAGGAGGCAGGAGAGAUGGAGAAGGGCUGAACCACAGGAGCCACAGGAAGAGAGUGAAGGGUACCAGGAGCCACGUCCAUGGAGCUUGGUGUCUGAGGUGCAGGCGCUGAGAGGGACAAUGUGAUGAGAGGAGAACGGUGCCCCGGGGGAAGGAGAUGAGCCUCCUUCCAAGCACGUCAGGCUGAUGACCGCCACCCAGCAAUGAGGCCCACUACGGCCACUUCCAGCCAGUGGGUGGCACGUGACAUGGAACCUGACAGUGAGCUUCAGGCUUUAAGAAAAACCAUCCCAGGGAAUUCCCUGGUGGUCCCGUGGUUAGGACUUUGUGCUUCCACUUCAGGAGGCAUAGGUUCGAUCCCUGGUCGGGGAACUAAGACCCUGCAAGGUGUGUGGUGCAGCCAAAAUAAAUAAUUUUUUAAAAAAAGAAAAGAAAAACCAUCCCAAGUCCAUCACGAAGGCCUUUCCAGAUCAUCACCCACCGCCAGUUACCUCCGGUUCCAUGCCCUCCCCCCGCCUCCCAUUUCUUUCUACUCCGGAUCUGGUGAAGUGAUCCCCCCACCCCUUGUAGCCAUCCCCGUUAGCAGGUUUGUCAUGGGGUAAUCAGCUCAGAAUCCCACAGGCACCGGCACGAUUUCUCAGCUAGAGGAUAAUGUCAUGCUGAGACUUCGGGGGGAUCCUAGUAUGACAUGAAGGGCCCCUGCGGUCAUGAACCCGGAACGGGGGCUCAGCAUAACAUCACCCCAGGGCUCAGCCUCAAAGCGUUUUUCAAGCCUCAGGUCAGGGCUGUGAGGAAGGGUCUUCAUGCCCCCGCCUGGAGAGAGAAGCAGUGUGGUGUCCAAAUAGCAAACUGCAGGAACCUUCCAGCCAUUUAUAGGUCCUGGCAGUGUAGGACGUACAAUCUGGGGCACGUCCUGGUGGAAGGGAGGGGGGGCGUACGUCUGCGUGUGCUGAGGGUGCGUCUUGCCAGACCUCAACCCCUUCACUGUGGGCGGUGGUCACGUGCCGUGGGGCCCCGGGCUCCCCUGCUUGCAGUCAGUUAAGAACAAGGUGGGACAGCAGCCGCAAGCCUGGGUCCCGCGUCCUCAAAUACCGGAAAGCACAGCCUGCGUCUCUCCACCUGCGGUUCCCAGGGUCAGGUCUCGAGGCGGGGGGUGUGCGCCCGAGGGGAUGGCAGGACCCCAGCCGGCGCCCCCUCCCAGCCAGCACGCAGGACGCUGCCUUGCCCGGCUGCACCGCGGAACCGCACUUCCCAGGCUUUUAGGGGAAGAGGCACGCUCGUGAAUAAUUCAGCCUCUUUCACUGAGAUGCAGACGCCCUAAUAGGACUAAUGGACUCGCUGCCUCCAAACCCGACCCUUGUGGGACUUAUUCACCAAUUGCUUCUGACGUUCUGCAGUGACACUCCCUAAUGAAAGAGCUGCUGCACCAGCUCCUUAAACGUCUUGUGAACCCUAAUAAACUAGACUGUGUCCCUUUUAACCAGCAGACGCCAGCGAGGCAGCGGCAGCUCCUGGGCCGGGUGGGACCAUGUUGUCCAUGACGUACAGCGAGAGCCUGAGGAGUGUGGCCGGCAGGUGUCACUCAGACUGGGCCCUGCACCCCGUCCGCCAGGCCAGCACGCUGGAGCUGCACCAGCUGCGGGAAGUGCGGGCAGCAGCCCAGGCCAGGAACAUGGAGAGCUUCCUGCGCAUGCACGGCCUCUCCCUGGACAGCUGCACCGCCCGGUGCACCGGCAUGAAGUACCGGAACCUGGGCAAGUCGGGCCUCCGGGUCUCCUGCCUGGGGCUUGGAACAUGGGUGACCUUCGGAGGCCAGAUCACGGACGAGAUGGCAGAGCAGCUAAUGACCUUGGCCUACGACAAUGGCAUCAACCUCUUCGAUACCGCAGAAGUCUACGCGGCGGGCAAGGCUGAAGUGGUGUUAGGAAACAUCAUCAAGAAGAAGGGAUGGAGACGAUCCAGCCUCGUCAUCACCACCAAGAUCUUCUGGGGAGGAAAAGCCGAGACGGAGAGGGGCCUUUCCAGGAAGCACAUAAUAGAAGGUCUGAAAGCCUCCCUGGAGCGGCUGCAGUUGGAGUAUGUGGACGUGGUGUUUGCCAACCGCCCAGACCCCAACACGCCCAUGGAAGGGGAUCCAUUUAGUUCCUCCAAGUCAAGGACAUUCAUCAUAGAAGAGACGGUGCGUGCCAUGACCCACGUCAUUAACCAGGGGAUGGCCAUGUACUGGGGCACAUCGCGCUGGAGCUCCAUGGAGAUCAUGGAGGCCUACUCCGUUGCCCGGCAGUUCAACUUGAUCCCGCCCAUCUGCGAGCAGGCCGAGUACCACAUGUUCCAACGCGAAAAGGUGGAGGUGCAGCUUCCCGAGCUCUUCCACAAGAUAGGAGUGGGCGCCAUGACCUGGUCCCCUCUGGCCUGUGGUAUCGUGUCCGGAAAGUACGACAGUGGCAUCCCGCCCUACUCGAGAGCCUCUUUGAAGGGCUACCAGUGGCUGAAAGACAAGAUCCUGAGUGAGGAGGGCCGGCGCCAGCAGGCCAAGCUGAAGGAGCUGCAGGCCAUCGCCGAGCGCCUGGGCUGCACCCUCCCCCAGCUGGCCAUAGCCUGGUGCCUGAGGAACGAGGGGGUCAGCUCCGUGCUCCUGGGUGCUUCCAGCGCAGAUCAGCUGAUGGAGAAUAUUGGAGCAAUACAGGUCCUUCCAAAACUGUCGUCUUCCAUUAUCCACGAGAUCGAUAGCAUUUUGGGCAAUAAACCCUACAGCAAAAAGGACUACAGAUCCUAAGAAGCCCCCGGCCGUUUGCCUGGACGGUUUCCGUUUCCCUCCUAGCCUCUCUGUUAGCUCGCUUAAGCUAUUUGAAGCCAAGUCAAGAGUGUGGUUUGCUUCAAAAACAAAACAACGCAGCAAGAUGUCGCCGGGAAGAGACCGCGGAAGUCGCUGCCACACACCACCCGCUGCUUCGCAGGACCGCUGUCGGGUUCGUGUCGGGGAGUCGGCAUUGAUUCGAAGGCACUCGUGCGGUCCCACCCAAGCCUGCCGUCUCUGCUCCUCCUCCAGGAAACCACCAUGUUUUCGCCCAGCCACGGGCCGUCUCAGAGACUCAAGUCCAGGCCAAGCCAAGACCAGCUGGGGCCUGGGGGCGGGCAGAGCCGGCCUCUCCUCUGCCGAGAACCCCACCCGGCAUUGGGGAAGGGAAGAGGAAGCCGGGUCUGCCUCUUCCUGUGGCCCCUCGGCGGGGCCCUGGUCAGGGCAGGCCUCCCUCUGGGGUCUCCCUCAUUCCCCCUCUUGCCAAGGGCUCCGGGUACUUUCCUCGGGCCUGACCCCGGAUUCUUCCCCCAGCCCCUUCUCCCAACCACCCGCCCCAGUGUGUCUCCGAGGGGCCUUCCGAGCUGCCCCUUGACCACCCCCAACCCCCGCCACCUUGCUGGCAGGGGCAGGGAUCCAGGGAGAUUCGCCCUGCAGUUUGGGACGCACAAAAAGUUGGGGGGCUCUGAUUUCAAGCUCCUCGCCCCGCUGGCUUCCUCCCCGCAAACAAUUGAUGAGCCCCAGUGCCUGGGCUCCAGUCCAGGUCCCUCCAGGGCCCCACCUGCCCUCCCUCCCUGCCAGGUGCCCAGUCCUCCGCCCCUCUGUCCUCGCCCCAGAAGGCCCCGAGGUCACACGUGCUCAGCUGGACUGGCUGCUGACCACACACCAGGUAGCCAGCCUCUGCUGUGCCGGGGGGUGGUGGCCUUGGGGUCUGCAGAGAGCACGUGCUGGGACCCCUUCAACGAGGGAGAGUCCCUGGGGUUUUCUGUGCUGUGUGCCUGGGGCCUGGGGGCCAGCCAGCAGCAGCCCCCGCGGUCUAGGAAAAGACCCCGGGAGCCUCUCCGUGGAGCGGUGCCCCCUGCGAGGCCGCAGACCAGGUGGGUGGGGUGGGGUGCUCAGAGCUCGUUACCAGGGCAGCAGAGCCGCCCCCAGGACACCUCCACACAGCCCACGAAGACGGAGGGACGGCUGGGGUCGGUCAUUCCUGUCCACACCAGCCCCCCCUCCCCCCAAGCCUGGAACAGACUGGGGACAGGGAGGGAGGGAGGGACAUUCACAAGUGUCAGCCACUUUGUAGCCGGGCCUGGGGCUGCAGGGAUGGAGGCGGGGAGGCGGGCCGGCCGCCAGGAGGCGCAGCCACAUAGUCCUGAGCGGCACCCAGCCUUUGCUGGCCGUGGUGGGUGGGAGUUGGGGGCCAGGCUCUGCAGACGCCCCAGCCCACCGAAUACGGGCCCUCGUGCCCUUGGGCAGACAUAGCCCAUCCUGCUUUGCCCUUCAGAGAGGCCCGUCCCUGCCAUUAUUCUCAGAGGGGCCGCCGUCCAGUCCUGGCUGAGCCAAGGCCUGGGAAACUGGCUUUAAGAAAGCCACAGAAGUGGGGGGAGGGGGGACCUUCUUCCACUCCUGACCUUUGUGCUGGCCCUGGAGUCUGGAACAUUCUCCCUCUUUGUAGACCAGGCCCCUGGGGGUCGUCUUCACCAAGUCCCCUGCACACUUCAGCCUGUGGGUGUGGGGAGGGGACAAGCCUGUCCCAGCAGAAUCCACAGCCACUGCCCACCACCACACGGUGGGAUGUGGCUCUGAGGGCAGGACACUGCAGUGGGGCGGCUUUCAUCCCAGGCCCAUCCAGGCAGGGACCAAGUGCUCUGGGCCAGGCAGUCCCAGCAGCUGGCCGUGCUCAGGGGCCAGGUUACCGGCCGCUCAUUAGCGAGAUGGCUGGGACCUCUCCACACUGCUGUCACCCUGCCCACCCACUGCUGGAAGAGGGACCAGGGCGUGCAGUCGGGGCCCUGCCACCCCCCCACCCCAUGAGCCACACCUAGGAAGGCCGAGCCCGCUGGCUGCAUGUUUCCCAGACGGAGGGAGACGAGGGCCCCCAGGGUUGAGCUCUACCAAGGUCUAAGUGCCCAGCGCAAAGACCCAAGCAGCUUCCCGGCCCUGGGGCACCAUCCACGGCCUGGUUCUGUAUCCCCGCUGCAAGUGGGUGUGGAGGGAUGCCACCCUGCUUCCUGAGGGAGGGUCCCCCGACUUCGGGGGUGCUGGAGUGGGGCCCAAGGGCGGUCAGAGCCUGGAAACAGAAGAGCUGGGCCGAGGCAGGCCCUGGAGGGGCAGCCUGGGCCCCGCCUGGCACGGGUUUCAGACCAGCCAGCCGCACCCUACCUGCUUGAGGGGAAGCCCGCCAAGAGCCCCAGCUGCCAGCCAGCCUCUCACCCUCCCCUUGAAGCAGAGUUUUUGCCCCCAGGGGUCCACCUGGCAGUGCCCCACACGGGAAGAAGGCCCAGUCUGGGUCAGCGCAGGACCAGUCUUCCUUGCCAAUGACACACAGAGCCCCCAGCAUUUUUCACCCUGAAUCUACGGCAAAUUCGAGGUCCCGAGGAUGAGACGGGGGCUUGCUCUGUCUUCUGUUCUCUCCAGUCAUGUAAAUAACGUGCUCCUUUUCUCUCCCUGCCUUUAAUGACCGUGGCUCCUCAGCUAACUGCAUCCCCUACACAGGCAGAGAUGCCAUAUGCCUCGCACUUCCAAGUGACGCUCAGUGGAGACGCAGCGCGUAUUUAUGGAAUGACAGAAUAAAACCCAAGCCCGUCA